This is a messenger RNA of Cryptomeria japonica (Japanese cedar), 690 nucleotides long. RefSeq lists its product as uncharacterized. The record is from RefSeq and is a predicted model, not a curated record. Bases 1 to 690 code for a protein of 229 amino acids. The transcript has 5 exons. NCBI's taxonomy places the organism in Eukaryota, Viridiplantae, Streptophyta, Pinopsida, Cupressales, Cupressaceae.
AUGCAGAAUGGUGUUGUGAUGAUUGGGAGGAUUUCCUUCACUAUCACGCCAGAUUACAUCACGGAGGUCACUGGUUUGUCGAAUAAUGGUGAAUGGGUGGAAAGACGCAACAGUGGAGACUACAAAGGGUUUAUGAAAAAAAUCUUCGAGAAAGGGGAGAAACUGGAGGCAAUUCAGAAUGGGCAUGGUUGCUUGUGUUCGGACGGUUCUACCUCCUCUGCUGAGAAUAGAGGAAAAUAUACCCUUGCUAUCCUAGAUAAAGAAUCCCUGGAACUUACCUUGCUCAAUGUGAACCCAGAUAAGAGAAAGCUAGAAACCCCCAAGAAUUCCCUGGACAAAAUUGACUACAACUCUAGGGAAAGGAGGUCAUCUAGGCUUCAGGCUAAGGAAAGAAAAGAGGAAAUAAAAAAAGAUGAUAACCGGGCCAAUGUUAAAAAUCUGGAGGAAAUUUAUGAUUUGGAGGAGGAUGAUAAUUUUGUUGAUAAUCCCGAGGAUGAGGAUUUCCAGGAGGAGGAGGAUGACCCAAAAGAUAAUUUCAAAGAGGAAAUGGAAGAAGAAGAUGAUGGGGAUGAGAUCAAUGAGACUGAGGUGGACUUGGAUACUCCGGAACAAAGCCCUGAGAAUGUUGUUCUGGGCACAGUAUCUGGUCAGGGGAGGAUUAAAAAGAACAAGAAGAAGCUGGCGAAGUAG